Molecule: messenger RNA, 942 nt
Organism: Trichomycterus rosablanca
Lineage: Eukaryota; Metazoa; Chordata; Actinopteri; Siluriformes; Trichomycteridae
Gene: foxq1a
Product: forkhead box Q1a
Exons: 1
Coding region: 1-942 (313 amino acids)
Biological process (GO): cell differentiation; regulation of transcription by RNA polymerase II; anatomical structure morphogenesis
Molecular function (GO): DNA-binding transcription factor activity, RNA polymerase II-specific; RNA polymerase II cis-regulatory region sequence-specific DNA binding
Source: RefSeq, a predicted model, not a curated record
AUGAAGCUGGAGGUGUUCCGUGGCGCGCAUCACCAUGCAAAAGCACCAGAGACGUGCAGCGACGCGGAGACCAGCGUCCCCUCUCCACUUUCCAUUGAGGAUGAAUUGGGCUCGGAUGGAGACUGCGCGGCGCACAGCCCUUGCGCACCUGCCGCAUCUUCCUUAGCGAUCUCCUCCAGCUCGGCAUGCUCUGAGAGCAAGGACAAGGGCAAGCCGUAUACGCGCCGACCCAAGCCGCCGUAUUCCUACAUCGCCCUGAUUGCCAUGGCCAUCCGAGAUUCGAACUCUGGCCGCCUGACGCUCGCUGAGAUCAACGACUACCUCAUGCGCAAGUUUCCGUUCUUCCGCGGAUCCUACACGGGCUGGCGCAACUCUGUGCGCCACAACCUGUCGCUCAACGAUUGCUUCCUAAAGGUUCUGCGCGAUCCGUCUCGGCCCUGGGGCAAGGACAACUACUGGAUGCUGAAUCCGCAUAGCGAGUACACGUUCGCUGAUGGAGUUUUUCGGAGACGCAGGAAGCGCAUCGCUAAGAAGCCGGGGCGGGAGCAGGACGACAUGGCAAGUGGAGACUCCCCGAACUCCAUCCAUGCUUCAGCUUCCUCCAGUGCCAAGUUCACCAGCCCGUUCGCCAUUGACAGCAUCCUCAGUCGUCCGUUUAGGAGAAAUGAACAGCCGCAGCAACAGCAGCAGCCCUGUGCGCCAGACGACGUCCAGACAAGCGUUUGGUCUUACAUCACACGAGGGACUCCAGUUCAUGCGCUCCGGGCGUACGGCAUGAUGGGCGUCUCGUUUGAAGAAAUGGCCGUCCGGCAUCAAAGGGACACUGUCGGCUCAGAGUGCCUACCGGUCGCCCGGUUUGCGCCGACCACUGCACAUGCGCAGAGUUCUUCGACCAAAACCGGUGGCCUCCAUUCGUUUCAAAUAGACUACUUACUGUCCUAA